Molecule: messenger RNA, 10987 nt
Organism: Harpegnathos saltator (Jerdon's jumping ant)
Lineage: Eukaryota; Metazoa; Arthropoda; Insecta; Hymenoptera; Formicidae
Gene: unc-13
Product: protein unc13 homolog
Exons: 21
Coding region: 1195-10923 (3242 amino acids)
Biological process (GO): synaptic transmission, glutamatergic; presynaptic dense core vesicle exocytosis; dense core granule priming
Cellular component (GO): presynaptic active zone cytoplasmic component; neuromuscular junction; plasma membrane
Molecular function (GO): phospholipid binding; calmodulin binding; calcium ion binding
Source: RefSeq, a predicted model, not a curated record
CUCUAUGAAAAUCUAUGUAUACAUAUAUCUACAUAUAUGUAUACGUGUAAAUACGUUUACAUGUACGUCGCUGACGAGAGUCAUAUGAAAAACGUACGGAUGUACGAGCCGGCGGAAGGAGAGAGGAAAGGUGACGCUUAACGACCAAACGAAUGUUGUCAAUUACUACUUAAUCGUCGUGUUGAAGUUUCGGCGUUCAAUUAUUAUCGAUGUUAAAGUUGGUUCAUCCGUAGCGGCCCUGUUAAAUCUACCUCUCUCUUUAAGUACCAACAACGAAAACUCGGAGAACGGCCUAUAUAAAAAAGAAAAAGAAAUAAAAGAGAGAAAGGAGGGAAAGAGGAGGGAAGAGCCGUGAUCUGUGUGCUAAGAGUGUGCUGUGCUCGGUCUCGACACGAGACCUCGACAAUGAUCGUACCUGGUUUGAUAAGGUAUUAAGUCUCCUCGCGUCGGGGAGCGCCGUUCUUCUCAUCUCACGAAAGGAGGAUAACAGCGACGGCGGCAUGAACGUGCGAGACUGCUUAUCGAGUGCCAUUCGCGAGGUGUCGCGCGAUCUCGAACGUUCCGUCAGGCUCGCGCACGCGGCCUGAUGCGCGCAGUGUAGUCCGUGUAGAGAUACGGCUGAGGGACGAAGAAGGGCCCGCGGCGGAGGUGGGCGGCGGCGAGCCUGUCUCCCGACUCGAUACAUGUAGAUUACGCGGGAGUGUGAUCGCUGAUCGGAGAGUCACCCGGGGUGGGACUCGCUCAGAGUUGCACACGAGUGUGCGACAUGUGAGGGGAGAAGCUAACCACGCGCCGGGAGACGACGCGACGGGAGCCGAGUCGGCAUGGAGGAGAUCGUCGCGAGAGAAGACGCUAAGACGGCCACCGCGAGGUUCGCCGCGCCGCAAUCCAUGUUCCUCCUUGGCCCACGCGGCCGGGUGUGACUCGAUUCGGACGCGAGCCUCGAGACGUCGAGGAUGAUGCGAAACCGCGUCAGGGAUCGCGCCUCAGGUAGAAACUUAGGUGUGUAACAACCGCAACAAGCGCGCAACGAGCUCCGACGCGGCGAGCACGAGGACAAAGAGGACAAACGACAAACGACAAAGAGACGAGCGAGCGACUGCACGCGGAGAGGAGGAGAGGAUAAACGGGAAAGCCGAAACGAGGAAGCGGGUCGCGCGCGCGCGACAGCGAACAAGAUCACCGCCGAGCAAAAUGGACUCGACGAAACUGGGCGGUCCAGCGCCGAGCAGUCCGCGGGCUCACUCGCCGGUGUUGCCGAGCUACGCCGCGGCCGGUGACGGGAACAUCGACUACAUCAUCGGCGAUUACAUGGAGAGACUCGGCACGAGGCUCAACAUCCUCGAGACCGAGCUGAAGUACGCGUGGCGGGCGUUGGAUCUGCUGAGUCAGGAGUACAUCAAGAUGUGGGAGCGGCUGGAGAAGCUGGAGGGCCUGCUGUACGAGCAGCAGACGGUGAUCAGCCAGCUGAUCGAGUUCUACACCAGCGGCGGCACGCACGAUAACGUGAACAUCGUCGAGGAGACGUUGGCGAACCAGCAGGGCUCGGUCGGCGAGUUGGACGCGAUCGCCAAGAGCCUGGGCGCGGCGAUCGGCAUCGAGGAGACCACCGUGCUGCGAGAGAAGCUCGCGCAGCAGGAGCUCGCGAGGAUGCACGGCCUCACGCAGGACAGCACGACCGCCGCGGCGGUGGUCACCGACAUGCACAGGAACGUGAGGAAUCUCGAUACCCUGGAGACCCUCGAGGAGGAGGAGGGCAACAUACCGGACGAGGCCUUCUACAGGAGCCUGAACAACGCCUACAGAGAGGACCUGAUCUGCGGCGACACGUCGAGACCGACGUCGCAGUUGGGUAUGAUCUGGGAGGAGGCCGAGGACGAGGACGCGAACGGCAAGAAGGAGGUGGUCGAAGCCGGCGGCAUCUUCGACAAGACCGUGCCGAAGGAGAAGGAGCUCGUCGAGGAGCUGUCGAGCGGCCCAGCGCCGCCGCCGAGCAAGGAGGAUGCGCAGGCGUCCGCGAUGAAGAAGGAAGACGAGGCGGACGAGGACGAGGACGAGGGCGAGGUGUUCAGCGCGGCCGACUAUAAGAGCUACCGAGGCAACACGCCGUGCGUCAGCGAGCAGGACCUCGCCCAACUGUCCAGACUGAGCUCGCUCGAUCAGGUGGCGUUGGAGAAGCUGCACGAGAUCGACCGGCUGACCAGCAAGCUGCAGAAGGACUCGCAGAAUCUCAUCGAGCUGCAGUCGCGGCUGAUCGACUCGCCGAAGCGGCAGUACUCGUCCGAUGCGGAGGCCAAGCUGGCGGAGGAGGCGAGCAGCAUAGACGAGCAAUUGAGGAAGAUCUACGCGGAGACCGACGUCGACAGCUGGACCUUCUCCAAGAGUCCCGGCGGCUCCACCGGCAGGUCAGUCUCCAGAGUGAGCACCGACAGCGGACUGGCCACCGACGGCGACUUCACAACGAGAUCCAUAUCACCAAGACUGACCUCUACGUCCAGGAGCAACUUAGACUCCAUCUCGACUACCUAUACGCCGCCUAGAUUAGGUUACACGUCGGCCAUACUGGAGAAAAGCCCCGAGCCGGUGAUCCAGCUGCCGAUCGACGUCGGCAGCUUCGCCAAGGGCUACGCGGAGAACAAGGAGCUGACGGACCUGAUGGCCGAGAGCUUCGCCGCAGCCGUCACCUGCGCCUCGCCCACCAUCUACAGCACCACCGCCGACAAGGUGCCGUCGCCGACGCUGUCGGCGGACAGCGUGCAGAGCGUGCACAGCGUCCAGGGUCUGCGCACCAGGCAGGACGGCUACUUCGGUAGCGCGGCGCGGCUGAACCUCGAGUUCCAGGAGAGCAGAACACCCCCGAGCCCGUCGCCCAGCUCGCCCCCGCCGCCGGCGCCGCGCGACACCACCGAGUCCUUCCUCAUGCCCGGUGCGGAGCAGCGAGAGCCCGCGGACACCAAGCCCGCUCGGUCGCAGAGCCCGAGUUUCCUGCCGAGAAACGCCGAGAAACUCGUCUCCAUGGAGCAGGGCCGGUUAAGCCCGCGCACUCCCCACUCGCCCAAGUCGCCGAGGGUCUCGCCGAAGCACACGGUCAAGUCCGUUGGCAGCGCCGCCAACAUAGUCGCCGCCAAGUCCGACUCCGGCCUGUCCUCCAUGAGCGGCUGGAGCAGCCUGGACAAGUCACCGAGCUCGCCCAAGAGCUCCAUCGCGAAGAUGCUGACCUCCUACUCGUCCUCGGGGAUGGAUCACACCCGCGCGAGUCUCAUACCCAGCACGCAAGCCGCCGCGGCCGCCGCCGCCGCCGCCGCCGCCGCCGCCGCCGCGAGAACGUCGAGCCCGAUCCCGCCGUUGCCGGAGACCACCAGCACCGCGACCUGCAUCACGCAGGAGCCGCUCUACGACACCCCUGAAGGUAGAGACGCGUUCGCGAGCACCAUGACGACCACGACCAGCCAUCCUUACACCACGGCGAUGAACCAUCUGUCGGGGUACACGAGCGCCGGCAAGUCACCGGCAGGCAAGGAGGAGUACAAUUUCGUGCCGCCGCCCGCGCCGGCUCCGCCGGGCGUCACCGGCACCACCGCCACCACUUGCCAGAGUCCCAAGAAGCGCGGCCGUCAGCAGAGCCUCCAGCACACGUACGACUCGGUGCCGUCGGCGGUCACGGCUACGGACUACGUGUACAGGUCGGAGCAGCCGGCCAUCUACUCCGUGGCCGGUAGUAACCGGCAGCAGGCCAUCACGAGUGUCUACACCAGCGGCUCCGGCUCCUACGGCCCCAAGACCACCACCUCGGCUUACUACUCCGAGUCGAUGGAGCAGUACAGCAAUUACCCGGACGGCUACAACGUGCUGCAGUACGCGGAGGCCACGAGCGCGAUGGGCCACGGCGCGAAGAAGCCGUUGCGCGGCAGCUCGUUCACGGACGGCAUGCCGAACCACGAGGGCUACAAGGCCGCGAUGUACCGGCAGAUGUUCCCCACCGGCAACAUCACCGACGCGCUCUCUUACUACCCGACCAGCGCGAACCUGCCGCGGACGGAGACGAACGACAGCUCGUGGCUGAACUCGAUGGAGGAGCAGAUACCGCACGACUCCACGUCCUCCAGCAUCCGGUCGCUCACCUCGGACGGCAGCUACGCUCAGAGCCCGUACACGGACCGCAGGUACCCCCAGCCACCGGCCUAUCAAGCGCACCCCUAUCAGCCGCCGCACCACACCUACGCGAAUCAGAAUUAUCCGCAAGCCUACCAGCAGCAGUACCAGCCGUACAGCCAGCGACUCAGCAGCACCGAGAGCGCGCAGCUCGCGGACGGUUACCAGCGGCAGUGGCAACGGGAGCAUCAGUACAUCCAGGACCACGAGAGCGGCCGGAUACCCAUGGAGCAGCAACAGACGCAGCAGGCCGAGUACUACGACGCGUCGAGCGUCAUAGUCUCUCAGUCUGGGUACAUCAGCAUCGCCACGAACCUGAAGGAUCACGAGGCUGAGAACAUCAAGCUGUCGAAGAAGGUCAGAAGAGGCUCCUCGCUGAAGAACGCGAUGAGCUCCAUGAGCAACUGGCUGCCCGACCUGCAUCUCAGCAAACGGCACAGGAGCCAAUCGCUGCCGGGCGGCGUGAGGAGGGAGGACCUGGACGUGCCUCAGGACGGCCAGCAGAGGCUACCGGCCGACGUGGCCACCGGCCGAGGCCGCGGCAGGGGCCAGACGGCGAGAAAGAAGAAGAAGCACACCUUGGUGUCGACGGUGUCGGGCAUACUGCAGAAGGCGAAACGUCGCAGCCAUCAGUCGCAAUCGCUGUCCGACCCGGAACAGUCCGAGACCGAGUGGAGCAGCGGCAGACAGAGCGGCCUGUCUGAGGACGAGGACAGCGUGAUCUCCGACAUCGCGCAGGAGCCUCCCUUCUUCGCCAAAGUGAAGACCGCGAGCACCAAGAGGAAGCAGCCGCCGCAGCAAAUGAUGGCGCAGCAACAGCAACAGCAGCAGCAGCAGCAUCAGCAGCAGCCGCAUCCUCAGCAGAUGCAGGCGCAGGCGCAACAACAAAAGGAAUAUCUCCAGCAGCAGCAGCAGCAGCAGCAGCAGCAGCAGCAACAACAUCAGGCAGCUCUUCAGCAGGCUCAUCAGGCGAUGCAGCAGCAGCAGCAGCAGCAGCAGCAGCACCAGGCGCUUCAGCAGCAUCAGGCGCUGCAGCAACAUCAGGCGCUGCAGCAGCAGCAGCAGCAGGCGCUGCAGCAACAGCAGCAGCAGCAGGCGCUGCAGCAACAGCAACAGGCACUUCAGCAACAGCAGGCGCUUCAGCAGCAGCAGCAGCAGCAGAUGCUUCAGCAACAGCAGGCGCUUCAGCAGCAAAUCCAGCAGCAUCAGGAGCAAUUGCAUCAGCAAGCUCUUCAGGACACGUGGAGCACGGAGAUGAUGGAGCAGAGGAAGGUCGAAGCGAACGAGUACGACGCGAACGAGCAGAUGGGCAUCGUCGAGGAGGAGACCUCCGGCAAGAGCACCGGCUCAGGCUCCGGCGGCUCGUCCAUCUUCCAGACGGUCGGCGACAUCAAGAGGUCGACGGGCAGCUCGGACGAGGCGCCGAACGAGAAGGCGCCGAAACUGCCGCCCGUCACACUGAUCGGCGGCUCGAGCAUGGAGUUCGCGGUCUCCCGAGCCCUCGGCAAGUACCGUCAACGUCAGUCGUCGACGGUGUCCGACGAGCAGCCGCCGAGCGAAGAGUCCAACAACGAGAAGAAGAUCGACGAGGGCCUGGCGCAACCGCUGGAGGCGAGCUUCGAGUAUCCGGAGGACAUGUCGGAGCAGAGCGAGAAGAGCGAGAAGUCCGGCAGCGCGAAACUGCCGGAGCUGGUCACCAGCCUGUCGGAGGAGGCUCCGCCGUCGGAGGGUAGCCCCUCGGCGUCCAGCAUGAGGGGCUACGGGCCGAGCGGCGGCGGCGGCCGCUUUUUACCGCGUCAUCAGCAGUCCCUGGAGAUCCCCUGGACCGGCUCGCGGCCGGGGGAGCCCGACGAGGACAAUCGCAGCACCCACUCGUACAGAAGCACCUCGAGAGUGUCGUCGCGACGGCAGAGCACCGAGGACUCGAUCGACUCCGAGGACGAGUGGUACUGCUACGAACUGAGGAAACUCGAGGAGCUGGAGAGACAGUCCGAGAUGGAGAUGACCGAGGUGCUGAUCGAGGAGCCGGAAGAGCACGAGGCUUACCAGCCGGACGAAGAGGUGAAGGAGAGAAUGUCGUUUGUGCUGAAGGAGCUCAAGCUCAAGGCCAUAAGCACGAAGGCCAAGGAUCAGACGACGAGGGAGGAGCCGCGGGAGGAGUCACGGGCCAGAAUGAACGGUACGGUCGCGAGGGAGCACCGGGUCGACGAGAACGACAGGUACCGCGACGAGAAGCCGAUCCCGAAGCGAAAGUCCGCGGAGAGCGUGGAGGCCGUGUUCGCCCGGGUGACCGACUACCACACCUGGGCGCACGAGAUCGAAGCCAAGAAGGAGAAGGAACGGCCUCCACCGCCGUCCGCGGAGGAGGGCUCCUCCGGCGAGACCUCCGGCCCGGACAGCCCCGGCCAGUCGAUGGACGAAGAGGAGGAGGAGGAGGAAGAGCUGCCGAGGGAUCUCGAAGAACAACAAUCAAGACGCAGCUCCAACGGCUCGACGUUGCGCCGCGACGGCGAGAAGGUGUUGCAGGGCUCGGAUUCCCUGUCUCGCGAAGGUAGCGUAAGUGUACCACCUAGCGAAGUGUCGGUCAGCAUCCCUGGAGCUUGGGAUUCUGAAAGCACUGUCCUUGAAGGCCUCGAGCGCGAUGGAGCCGGUAGCGCCGAGACUGCUACGACGGCGACCUUGAGUCUACCGAAGAUCAAGAUCGACUCCUCGUCCUGCGGAAGCUCGGACACGACAUUGAAGGAGGGCCAGGUGAGUCCUGGCCCGCCCGGGUCCAAGUGGAAGCUGCUCAAGGCCUUGAAGGAACGUAAGGCCGAGGAGAAGCUCAAGGAGGUCGAAGAGGCCUCCAAGGAGAACGCUAUCUCUCAGGGACCCACGGCAAACGGCAACGUACCGGGCGGCGAUUCUGGUGGACGGGCGAACGGACACCCGGGCGACAAUCCUUUCUACAGCACCAUCGACAGCAUGCCGGACAUUCGACCGCGACGGAAGUCGAUACCGUUGGUUUCCGAGCUGGUCUUGAAGACCAUGGCGGCGACGAAGAGGAACGCUGGCCUCACAUCCGCUGUGCCUCGGGCGACGCUGAACGACGAGGAGCUGAAGAUGCACGUGUACAAGAAAACCCUGCAGGCGAUGAUCUACCCGAUAUCCUCGACCACACCUCACAAUUUCGUCACCUGGACGGCCACGUCGCCUACCUACUGCUACGAGUGCGAGGGUCUGCUGUGGGGCAUCGCUCGGCAGGGGGUGCGAUGUAUGGAGUGCGGCGUCAAGUGUCACGAGAAGUGCAAGGAUCUCUUGAACGCCGACUGCUUGCAGAGGGCGGCUGAGAAGAGCUCGAAGCACGGCGCCGAGGACAAGGCGAUCAGCAUAAUCACGGCGAUGAAGGAGCGGAUGAAGCAGCGGGAGCGCGAGAAGCCGGAGAUCUUCGAACUGAUCCGGUCAGUCUUCGGGGUCGACGAGAAGGCGCACUCGGGUCACAUGAUGUCGGUGGAGCAGUCGGUUUUGGACGGUACCAGCAAGUGGUCGGCGAAGAUCGCCAUUACAGUGAUCAGCGCCCAAGGAUUGAUCGCCAAAGAUAAGAGCGGCACGUCCGAUCCCUACGUGACGGUUCAAGUCGGUAAAGUAAAGAAGCGCACGAGGACCAUGCCGCGGGAGCUGAAUCCGGUGUGGCACGAGAAGUUCUACUUCGAAUGUCACAACUCAUCCGACCGGAUCAAGGUGCGGGUGUGGGACGAGGACAACGACCUGAAGUCGAAGCUGCGGCAGAAGCUGACGAGGGAGAGCGACGACUUCCUCGGGCAGACCAUCAUCGAGGUGCGGACUCUGAGCGGCGAGAUGGAUGUCUGGUACAACCUGGAGAAGCGGACGGACAAGAGCGCGGUGUCGGGCGCCAUUCGGCUGCACAUCAGCGUCGAGAUCAAGGGCGAGGAGAAGGUGGCGCCUUACCACGUGCAAUACACCUGCCUGCACGAGAACCUCUUCCACAGCCUGUGCGAGGAAAACGGCGGCAUGGUGACCUUGCCGCAGGCGAAGGGCGACGACGCCUGGAAGGUCUACUUUGAUCCACCCGGCGAGGAGCUCGUCGACGAGUUCGCGAUGCGCUACGGCAUCGAGAGCAUCUACCAGGCGAUGACGCACUUCCACUGCCUCUCAACCAAGUACCUGUGCCCAGGCGUUCCGGCCGUGAUGUCGACCCUCCUGGCAAACAUAAACGCGUACUACGCCCACACGACCGCGAGUCCGGCCGUGUCGGCCAGUGAUAGAUUCGCCGCCAGUAACUUCGGGAAAGAAAAGUUCGUGAAACUGCUGGAUCAGCUGCACAACUCCCUGAGGAUCGACCUGUCGAUGUACAGAAACAACUUCCCGGCCUCGAGCCAAGAGAAGCUGAUGGACCUGAAGAGCACGGUGGACCUGCUGACGAGCAUCACGUUCUUCCGCAUGAAGGUGCAGGAGCUGUCGAGCCCGCCGCGCGCCAGCACCGUCGUGAAGGACUGCGUGAAAGCGUGCCUACGCUCGACGUAUCAGUUCCUCUUCGAGAACUGCUACGACCUGUACAAUCGGGAGUUCCAGGCCGACCCGAACGAGGUGAAGCGCGACUCGGACGAUCACGGGCCGCGAUUGGACUCGCUCGAUUUCUGGCACAAGCUGAUCGCCCUGAUCGUCUCGGUGAUCGAGGAGGACAAGAACAGCUAUGCGCCCGUGUUGAAUCAAUUCCCUCAGGAGCUGAACAUCGGUCAACUGUCGGCGGCCACGAUGUGGUCCUUGUUCGCGGUGGACAUGAAGUAUGCCCUGGAGGAGCACGAGCAGCAUAGACUGUGCAAGUCCUCGGCCUAUAUGAACCUGCACUUCAAGGUCAAGUGGCUGCACGCCAACUACGUGAAGGACGUGCCGCCUUACAAGGGCGCCGUGCCGGAAUACCCAGCCUGGUUCGAGCCCUUCGUCAUGCAGUGGCUCAACGAGAACGACGACGUGUCGUUAGAAUAUCUCCACGGUGCCUUUAGUAGAGAUAAAAAGGAAGGCUUCCAGAAGAGCAGCGAGCACGCGCUCUUCAGUGUCUCCGUCGUCGACGUCUUCACGCAGCUGACGCAGUGCUUCGACGUGGUGUCGAAGCUCGAGUGUCCAGACCCGGAGAUCUGGAAGAGGUACAUGAAGAGGUUCGCCAAGACCAUCAGCAAGGUGCUGCUGGCAUACGCGGACAUAGUCAAGAAGGAGUUCCCGAGUCACCUGCAGGAGGAACGAAUCGCGUGUAUCCUGAUGAACAACAUCCAGCAACUUCGGGUGCAGCUGGAGAAGAUGUUCGAGUCGAUGGGCGGCGACAAGCUCGAGGCGGACGCGGCGAACAUCCUGAAGGACCUGCAGCAACAGCUGAACGGCGCUCUGGACGACUUGGCGGUGCUGUUCGCGAACAGCCUCGAGCCACGAAUAACCGGCUCCGUCAAGGAGGUGGGAGACGUCCUGUUGACCAUCAAGGGCGGCGGACAGGUCCCGCUGACGCAGUCGGCGCAGAGAAACAACGUGGCUGCCGAAGCGGACGAGGUGCUGCGACCGCUCAUGGUGCUGCUGGACGGCAGCCUGUCCGUGUACGCCGAGUCCUGCGAGAAGACGGUGUUGAAGAGGUUGCUGAAGGAACUGUGGAAGAUAGUGAUGAGGAUCCUGGAGAAGACGGUUGUCUUGCCACCUAUGACGGAUAAGAGUAUGAUGUUCAAGAAUCUGACGGACAACGCCAAGAACCUCGCCGCGAACGCCAAGAUAGAGGACAUGUCGAAGCUGUUCAAGAAUCACAUGGCUGGCAAACCCGACGUGAAAAACGCUCUCAGCGGAGUCAUGGACAUCUCCAAGGAAGUGGAGAAGAAUCUUUCGCCGAAGCAGUGCGCGAUCCUCGACGUCGCCCUCGACACGAUCAAACAGUACUUCCACGCCGGCGGUAGCGGCCUGAAGAAGGCGUUCCUGGAGAAAUCGCCUGAACUGCAGAGCCUCCGUUACGCGCUGAGCCUGUACACGCAGACGACGGACACCCUCAUCAAGACCUUCGUUACCUCGCAAGUCAACCAAGUGCCGCUGAACGACGCGUCAACGCUACGUCAGCGUCAGCGCUCGAUGAGCAGCGAGAGAGGUGACGAAGGGGAAGGAGCCGAGGGUAUGGAAAGCCUCGAGGAACCCCUUCGCCAGAGCAAGCCCUCUCUUCGUCGAGAGAGUCGACAAGUUUCAGAUACCGCCGGUUCGGACGAGGGCUCGGUGGGCGAGGUGAGCAUCCAGGUGGAUCUCUUCACGCAUCCGGGCACCGGAGACCAGAAAGUCACCGUGAAAGUCGUGGCUGCGAACGACCUCAAGUGGCAGUUGGCGACAGGCAUGUUCAGGCCGUACGUCGAGGUGAACCUGAUCGGUCCACACCUCGCUGGCAAGAAGAGGAAGCAGUCGACGAAGUCGAAGAGCAACAACUGGUCGCCGCAGUUCAACGAGAGCUUCGACUUCACGAUCGGUAACGAGCAGCAGCAGCUGGACUUCCACGAGCUGCACAUUUGCGUGAAGGAUUACUGCUUCGCUCGGGAAGACAGGCUCGUCGGGGUCGCGGUGAUGCAGCUCAAGGACAUCGUCGAUGAGGGCUCGUGCGCGUGCUGGCUGUCGCUCGGCAAGCGUAUCCAGAUGGACGAGACCGGCUGGACGAUCCUGCGCAUUCUCUCGCAGCGCAACAACGACGAGAUCGCCAAGGAGUUUGUGAAGCUGAAGAGCGACAUCAGGCAGGAGACGCCGCUGCCGAAUCCCACUUGAGAAGAUGCGACGCCGCGUUAAGCCGACGAGCGAAGCGAUUCGAGUACUUCGAGCUUGGAAAGAG